AUCCCCCGCAUAUGCCUCCUCCUUCUCCUUCUAUGCUCAAGCAGCUAAAAGAUUCUCUGAUCCCGGUAUCAAAUUGCUCACUACUACUAAUUCCAACUUGACGCGAGAAUCAAAAAUCAAAUCUCUUUCUUUACCUCAUCUUAAACCACACUCAGUCGCUCAAUCUAGGAACGCGUCCGCUCUCUCUCCCUUGCAUAAUCCAACCCGCCCCUAUGUUUCCUUUUCUGUUCCUCCCUCUACUUCUCGGACUUCUCCUCCUUCACCGCUGGCGACCAUGCCACCAAACACUAAUUCUAAUAUAUCAUCCUUGCAAAAUCUUCUCCUCAUUAUCACCCCUCUUCUACCGCAAUUGUCGACAUUAUUCGCAUCUAUUAAUCUACCUGAACUUAUUCCCGCCGUUAUUCGAAUUUUCCGUGACCUUGAUACUAAUAGCAAUCAAGGCUUCCGUACCAAUCUCAGUCAUGACCAGCAAUUUUCUCAAUAACCAUCUUUCACUUCUUCAAUGGAACUGUCAUGGCAUUUUAAAUAAAAGGGAAAUUUUUAUUCAAAUUACGAACCAACACGACAUCCUCGCUUUGUCAGAAACUUGGCUUACACCCGACAAGGGCUUCUUUCUUAAUGGCUAUCACAUAUUACGACACGACGGACCUUCGAACAAAUCUGGCGGUGUUCUGCUGGCCAUAAAAGACACAAUUCCUUUUGAGAAAAUUGACUCGGUCUUCACUUUAGACGGUGUACUAGAAGCGGUCGGGAUGAAAAUCCCGACCAUGAACAACCAUAUACAUAUUAUCUCCAUCUACAGACACCCUGGACGACAUGACUCCUCUAUAUGGGACAGACUUUUCAAUUCCAUUCGGAUCAAUGACGGUACCCCAACCUACAUCUCAUAUUUCUCUAGUACCUCCUCUGUCAUUGACUUAACCUUCGUAUCUUCUGAUCUCACGCUUUACUGCACUUGGAAGUCUUUUGAUGAUACACUUGGUAGUAAUCACAUACCCGCCAUCAUCACAAUCAGCUAUCCAGUCAAAAUUCGUACAUUCUUCUCGCAUAGGCUUCAGACAUCAAAAAUUAACCAUAAAAAACUUUUUGCCUCAUUUCUAAGUCAUCUUUCCGUUCUCUCUCAUAGCCUAGAAGCAGAUCACAUUUCUCCCGUCAAAAAAUAUAACAUCUUCUGCAGCUUUCUAAAAGACGUCAUAAUCUCUCUACUUCCCGAACGAAAGUCGAACAACAAAUCUUCCUAUGCUAACCAUCACACCAGGAACAAAAACAAUGGAAAUAAUACACGUCAAUCAUUCCCACCAGCUCCCUGGUGGAAUGAGGAUUGUAAUAUGACUGUGGAACUCAGAAAACAAGCUCUGCGUACAUUUCGCAACAAUCCUUCACGGUUCAACUAUCUUUUCUUGAAAAAACAAGAAGCCUCAACUAAAAAAACUCUCCGACAAUCUAAGCGAAAGGGAUGGAGAGCCUUCAGCGAAUCCAUCACCUCCUUUACCAACAUCUCGGCACUAUGGAAAAUGAUUAAAAGAUUUAAAAACAGAUUUCUCAAUAUCUGCAACGCGCCGCUCACCGCCAAUUUCGGUGUCUCCAAUGAAAUCCAGAACUUAAUUAAUACCAUCUCCCCUCCGUCUUGCCUCCACAAGCUCCCUCCUUCUAGUCUUGAGCGAGAUCGUGAGUACUCCUGCCAUAUAUUCGACAAUCCUUUUCGCUUAGAGGAGAUCCUCCAUGUUGUUUCUUCUCUCAAAAAAAGGAAAUCAUCCCCAGGUAUUGAUCAGAUCGAUUAUACCAUCCUUUCCAAUCUACCGGAUGAAUAUUAUCCAAUAUUUCUAGUGUUCCUCAUCCCCAAAUCAACUCCAGGUAAAUUUCGUCCGAUCUCUCUUACGUCCUGUUGUCUCAAAAUCCUUGAGAAGCUCGUCCUCCUCAGACUUGACUGGUGGAUAGAACGAUACCAAAAACUUCCGUCCUCGCAAUUUGGCUUUCGCAAGUAUCGAUCCUGUCAAGAUAAUCUCUCUAUCCUUACGACGGAAAUCCACACAAGUUUUACUCGAGGUAACGCUACCGCUUGUCUUUUCUUGGAUCUGUCUAAUGCCUUCGACGACGUUAUCCCUUCCAUUCUGAUCGCAGACUUGGAAGAGCUGGGUUUACCCCCCUGUGUUUGUCGUUUUGUUUAUAACCUCAUCCAUUCGCGCAAACUCCAAUUUGUCGUUAACGGUGAGCUCUCGGACGUUUAUUUCUCAUACAAAGGAGUCCCACAGGGCUCCAUUCUUAGCCCCAUUCUUUUUAACAUCUAUGUAGCCAAGCUCAACAAACACAUCGGGGAGGAAUGUGAUCUUGUCCAGUUCGCGGACGACAUUGCGAUAUUUGUAAGUUCUAACAAAAUCGAAUGUGCCCUCCUGGAAUUGGAAAAAUCGUGCAACAAAGCUGUUAAAUUCCUUGCUUCCAAAGGUCUUUCGGUUUCGCCUUCUAAAUCCUCUCUGGUCAUAUUCACGAAAAAACACAUUAACCCCUUAGCAUACUCUAUUAACGUGGGCAACUUUGUCAUCGAAUUCUCACCUUUUUGCAAAUUUUUAGGGAUCCACCUCGAUUUCCGCCUCUCUGGAAAAGAUCAUAUCCGUGCUCUCUCUGCUCGUUGCUCCAAAUUACUCAAUAUUCUUAGCAUGCUGAGAGGAACAUGGUGGGGAGGAGCUCCCCGCUCUCUUUUGAACAUCUACAAAUCUUUAAUCAGAGGUUCUAUAGAGUACGGCUGUCUCACCUUUCCGUUCAAUAAUUUCUCCUCAAUGUACAACCUGGAAAAAAUUCAAUUUUGUGCCAUACGCCACUGCUUAGGCCUCAGAAGAACCACUCCGACGAACGUCCUCCUUGCCGAGGCCGGAGGGUCCCCUGAAGCUUAGAUUUAAUUUUCUUUCCUCUAAAUAUAUUCUAAAGAUCUUUUCUCUGGACUCUCAUCCGCUCAUAGAUAAGCUUUACGCGCUUCUCUGGUAUUCACGCAGGACACGGAAGGUCAACCCAACCGAAAAAUUUCUCCUGUUCAGGUCCUUCUGCAACCUUCUACCCAAGAAACCCUAUAUAGCCAAAUUCGACUACCCAGCCGUAUACUCCAUCGAUUAUGAGGCUCUUAUCUCUUUUCCCACAAUCAUUAUCACCACCCCAUUCGAUGUGGAGAAAAUAAAAAACGCGCCUAUCCCUCAACUUGUCUUCUUUAAUAUUUACAACCAGCUGCUAUCGACCAGUAGGUCCUUUUUUACCGACGGUUCUAAGAACGAUUCAGACGACCAGGUAGGUUUCUCCAUAUACUCUCCUUCUCCUCAUUUGCAACUACUAUUCGCGUCCUACUCCUUCUCUUCAAUCUUUACUGCUGAAGCACUCGCCAUACUCCAUACAUUAGAGUACAUCUCAAUUAACUCCACCCCCAGAUCCGUUAUCUUCACCGAUUCCCAAAGUGUUACCAAAGCUCUUCUCUCAAUUAAUCUAGCACAUUCAUAUAACUACAUCAUCUAUGCCAUUAAACAAAAACUACAUCAGAUCAAAACUGCCGGCUUUGAGAUCACCAUCGUUUGGAUCCCGGCACAUAUGGGCAUUCUAGGAAACGAAACAGCAGGCUAUCUGGCGAAAAAAGCCAUCACCAAAGGUCAAUUGUCCCCAAAACAGCUUCCUCACUCUGACUUUUACUCCAUUCCUCGGAGGAAAUAUAUAGAAGACUCAAGCAAAUUUUUAAAAUCUCAAGCUAGACAAAAAGGAGCCAACUACUUUAAUUCAUUCGAGGAAAUCACCCUUAAACCCUGGUUCCACAAGCUUAAACUUAACCGAGAGAGCAUCGUUACUUGCUGCAGAAUUAGAUCUGAUCACUACGCUCUUAACCACAGCCUACACCGAUGCAAUUUAGUUGCAGAUCCCUCUUGUCCGUGCGGCGCACCGAGACAAGACGUGGACCACGUUUUUUGGGGUUGCCCUCGCUUCAAUGGACCAAGGACAACGCUCUUAUCUCAGUUAAGGAAAUUCGGAAAAAUUCCACCACUCAAGACACAAGACAUUCUUAAAAACCCCUUCUCUGGGGUCAUUCACGCUCUCCAUGCCUUCCUCAAAUCCUCCAAUCUAAAUAUAUAACGCUAUUCUCCCCUCUAUUGAAUUUCACUCAUAUUACAACCAGUUGUUGGCCGGAAUGUAUCGAUCCCACUAGGAUCGAAUGUGGCCAUAAAAAAAAAAGGAAAGGAAGGAAAGGGACGAGUCCGUUGCCGCCCACGGACGGGAACGGACGUGUUUAGACACGUUACGCGUGUGUCCUUUGGACUUUAUUUUUGAGUUUCUUCCUCUCCUUUAGAGGAAUCUUUCCAUUUGUUACUCUCAUUUGUUACUCCCAACCUGUUUUUGGCCGGAUUAUACCGAUCCAAUUAGAUCGGAUGUGGCCACGAUAAGAAAGAAGAAGAAGCGUAACGCGGAACGAGAGCAUGGCCAAUCGCGAGCGUUCUGCAGUUUUCGCUAUGCUCACGAUUGUUCCGCUCUUGUUCCGCGUUACGCUUUUCCGCUGCCAUGGGUUUGCACCCUAAUAAUGGCACCCUUACAUCUGUCGGCGCGUUCCGUAAAUUCGCACAGUGCAGCAUACAUUUUGCAUAAGUUCUCACGUGAAAAGUAUUGCUCUCUUCAUGGGUGAUGAGUGCCUAAACGGUUAGGCUGUGGUACUUUGGGCCAAUUUCACCAAGUCCGAAGAGGAAAUCCAUAAAGGAAGGAAGAAGACGGGUGCUUGAUGGGUUGCAUGAAAAACGCUAGCGUGGUUGGACUCUU
Formica exsecta is the source of this 4776-nucleotide messenger RNA. RefSeq lists its product as uncharacterized. NCBI's taxonomy places the organism in Eukaryota, Metazoa, Arthropoda, Insecta, Hymenoptera, Formicidae. The record is from RefSeq and is a predicted model, not a curated record.